Orbicella faveolata is the source of this 1440-nucleotide messenger RNA. RefSeq lists its product as uncharacterized. The record is from RefSeq and is a predicted model, not a curated record. Gene Ontology annotation, cellular component: nucleus. Gene Ontology annotation, molecular function: RNA binding. Lineage: Eukaryota; Metazoa; Cnidaria; Anthozoa; Scleractinia; Merulinidae.
UUUCGGAUCGGUUCCAGGCCGGACAUAGGUCAAAACCAGUUCCGACAAUCGAAAGGAAUAUGGGGGAGAUCUAUCCCAUCAUGCCAUAGUCCUUAGUCAUAGCCUGCAAUGUGACAAUUUCAAGAUGGCGACCUUUCGGCGUCCAAGGAAAAGCAAGUGGGACGUACCAUCCACAGAUAAUGAUGACAGUACAAACAACAGCAACCUGUCAGCGACUGAUGCAGCUAAAGAAAGGGCAGCAAAAUUGAAUGCUAUGUUGGCUGCUCAAGGAAAGCUCGCUAAAGGCAAUCCACCUCCAUCUGUGGGUCAUCCAUCACCAGCAGCGAAAGUCACUGCCCCUCCACCAAUAGCUUUAAACAAUGGCAGUAAGAAUCUUACACAAGACCUGUUGACAGCUGAAGUGGAAAUCAAUGAUUCUCCUGCACGUGUUCUCCUUUGUCGAGGUACAACACAAGAUGAGAUCAACCGUUACAGUGGAGCUGCUGUAUCCACAAGAGGAAAAUUCAUGUCUGAACAGGAGAAGCAGGCAUUGGAAGGAACAGGAGUUAAACCUCUGUACCUGUGCAUUCAGGGACUCACACAGGAGAAAGUUGAUUUGGCCGUGAAAAGGAUUCGAGAAAUAAUGGCUGGUGCUGACGUGAACGCACAUCCUCCAACUCAGCCCCAGGGAAUGCCUGUUUCUUCACCACUGCCCACUCCUUCUUUCAAUCAACCUCUAGCGAUCUUUGACAGACAGCCAUUGCCACCAGGGAUGCACUAUGUUCAAGACAAGGUGUUUGUUGGUCUGGAUAACACUCUGCCAGAGUUUAAUCUUAAGGAGAAGCUUCAAGGACCAGGGGGGUCAUAUUUUCAGCAUAUCAGCAUGCAAACAGGGGCCAAGGUUCAGCUUCGUGGUAGAGGGUCUGGAUUUAUUGAACCUACUUCUGGUAAAGAAGCUUUUGAAGCACUCUACAUCUACAUUAGCCACAGUAAAGUUGAUGGCUUAGCAGCUGCAAAGAAAUUAGUAGAAAAUCUUAUACAAACGGUCCAUACAGAAUACAAAGCAUUUGAGCAAACAAGGAGGCAACAUUAUGGAUAUUCACCUUACAUGAAUGGUUAGUGUGUAUUAUAUCAGGCUAAGUACUGUGUAACUUGAUUCUUUGAGCAGCUUCAUGUUGCUUCUCCAGAUUUACAACAAGGUACAUAUACAUGGUAUGUCUUGCUGUUAUGGGCUUUGUCUGUAAAAAAGGUGUGUUUCUUUUGCCACAAUUUUUGCCACUGCAGUUGGUAGACAUCAAGUGUACUCCACAACAUGUUAAUUUGUAAUUUUCACGUCAAGACUGCAGGAAAAGUUGGACAUGCGUAAAACAUGUUUCUGGUUAGAACUUAGUCUAAUGAACUGUCAGAUACUAUUGUACACUGUAGAUGUAUGUCGUAGAUGGAUGUAUAUUGUCUUAGCAU